Messenger RNA from Oncorhynchus keta (chum salmon), 2634 nucleotides. RefSeq lists its product as uncharacterized. The record is from RefSeq and is a predicted model, not a curated record. NCBI's taxonomy places the organism in Eukaryota, Metazoa, Chordata, Actinopteri, Salmoniformes, Salmonidae. The transcript is spliced from 4 exons. The coding region runs from base 363 to 977 and encodes 204 amino acids.
AACAAUGAAAUUACACUUGACAUGCUCAAAUGGUCCUCUCGAAAAUUGGGGGCGAGGCAGCACCUCAUCUCGGGUUAGUCAAUCUUACGGGAUAAUUAAUUGACUAGCCUAGGAGUGUGUCCGAGUAAAAUGAACUCAGCAUAAAAAGAGACGUCCUCUCACUGUCGACUGCAUUUAUUUUCAGCAAACUUAACACGUGUAAAUAUUUGUAUGAACAUAUAACAAGAUUUAACAACUGAGACAUAAACUGAACAAGAUCCACAGACAUGUGACAAACAUAAAUGGAAUAAUGUGUCCCUGAACAAAGGGGUGGGGGUCAAAAUGAAAAGUAACAGUCAGUAUUUGGUGUGGCCACCAGCUGCAUGAAGUACUACAGUUCUUGCUGUGAGAUGUUACCCCACUCUUCCACCAAGGCACCUGCAAGUUCCCAGACAUUUCUGGGGGGAAUGGCCCUAGUCCUCACCCUCCGAUCCAACAGGUCCCAGACAUUUCUGGGGGGAAUGGCCCUAGUCCUCACCCUCCGAUCCAACAGGUCCCAGACAUUUCUGGGGGGAAUGGCCCUAGUCCUCACCCUCCGAUCCAACAGGUCCCAGACAUUUCUGGGGGGAAUGGCCCUAGUCCUCACCCUCCGAUCCAACAGGUCCCAGACAUUUCUGGGGGGAAUGGCCCUAGUCCUCACCCUCCGAUCCAACAGGUCCCAGACAUUUCUGGGGGGAAUGGCCCUAGUCCUCACCCUCCGAUCCAACAGGUCCCAGACAUUUCUGGGGGGAAUGGCCCUAGUCCUCACCCUCCGAUCCAACAGGUCCCAGACAUUUCUGGGGGGAAUGGCCCUAGUCCUCACCCUCCGAUCCAACAGGUCCCAGACAUUUCUGGGGGGAAUGGCCCUAGUCCUCACCCUCCGAUCCAACAGGAAAUCACCCACAGAACGAGCAGUAUGGCUGGUGGCAUUGUCAUGCUGGAGGGUCAUGUUAGGAUGAGCCUGCAGGAAGGGUACCACAUGAGGGAGGAGGAUGUCUUCCCUGUAACGCACAGCGUUCUAAUUGCCUGCAAUGACAACAAGCUCAGUCCGAUGAUGCUGUGACACACCGCCCCAGACCAUGACGGACCCUCCACCUCCAAAUCGAUCCCGCUCCAGAGUACAGGCCUCGGUGUAAUGCUUUUUCAAUCGACGAUAAACGCGAAUCGGACCAUCACCCCUGGUGAGACAAAACCGCGACUAGUCAGUGAAGAGCACUUUUUGCCAGUCCUGUCUGGUCCAACGACGGUGGGUUUGUGCCCAUAGGCCACAUUGUGGCGCGUGAUGUCUGGUGAGGACCUGCCUUACAACAGGCCUACAAGGCCUCAGUCCAGCCUCUCUCAAUCUAUUGCGGACAGUCUGAGCACUGAUGGAGGGAUUUUGCGUUCCUGGUGUAACUCUGGCAGUUGUUGUUGCCAUCCUGUAUUUGUCCCGCAGGUGUGAUGUUCUGAUGUACCGAUCCUGUGCAGGUGUUGUUACACGUGGUCUGCCACUGCAAGGAUGAUCAGCUGUUUAUUGCCCUGGCCACAUCUGCAGUCCUCAUCCCUCAUUGCAGCAUGCCUAAGGCAUUUUCACACAGAUGAGCAGGGACCCUGGGCAUCUUUCUUUUGGUGUUUUUCAGAGUCAGUAGAAAGGCCUCUUUAGUGUCCUAAGUUUUCAUAACUGUGACCUUAAUUGCCUACCGUCUGUAAGCUGUUAGUGUCUUAACGACCGUUCCACAGGUGCACGUUCAUUAAUUGUUUAUGGUUCAUUGAACAAGCAUGGGAAACAGUGUUUAAACCCUUUACAAUGAAGAUCUGUGAAGUUAUUUGAAUUUUCACGAAUUAUCUUUGAAAGACAAGGUCCUGAAAAAAGGGACAUUUCUUUUUUUGCUGAGUUUUUGAAAAUGUGAGAAGAAGAGUCCAAUCGGUCCAUGCCCCGUUAAUAAAAUAUUUCAAUAAUUCUCACUUUUUCUAACUGGGUUUUCCUCCUCCAAAAGAGAGAGUCACAAGACUUUUUAAAUCCCAUUUCAGGUUGUGUCCUGAAUGGCACCGCAUUCCUUAUUCAGAGUGGUGCAGCGGUCUAAGGCUCUGCAUCUCAGUGCAAGAGGUGUCACUACAGUCCCUGGUUCGAUUCCAGGCUGUUUUACAACCGCCCGUGAUUGGAGUCCCAUAGGGCAGUGCACAAUUGGCCCAGCAUCGUCCAGGGUAGGCCGUCAUUGUAUAUAAGAAUUUGUUCUUAACUGGCUUGCCUAUUUAAAUAAAGAUAACAUUAAAAUAUUUAGCGAUGGCUCUGGUCAAAAGUAGUGAACUAAAUCAGGAUAGGGUGGCAUUUGGGACGAAGAGCAUCCAAGGACAUCCGUUUAUUUAAAAAAAAAAACAUUGACAAGCAAGUACUUUGGUAAAUGUUAGAUAUCAAACGCUCCAGUGUUACGCACACAGAGAGACGGCAGUCUCGCCUUCCAGCCAACAGAACAGCUGCUGGAAUCAAUUGAGGAUUUCUGUUUGAACAAUACAAUCAUUUUAAGAAUGUGUGUGUGAGUCUGAGUUUCUCUGUGUCUGUAUUCAACACACACAUUUAUGGAAUAAUGUUUAAGCCAUAGAACAAGAGAGAAGGGGGGACAGAGAGUGAGAGAGAGA